CUCAAGUAUAAAAUCCUCCUAAUUCUCAUGUUCGCCAUCAUUAAUUCCCAUGCUACAAAUUAUUCCACGACCAAAUCAAACACAAAAAAUGAAGACCAGCAAGGUCUCAACCAAGGCGAUCUCCAUGGCGAUCAUGGCUAUGGCAAUGUCGAUGAAUUUGGCAUCGGCUCAGGUGACAUCGGCGUGCACGAGCUCAUUGAUCAGCAGUUUCACUCCGUGCUUGAAUUUCCUCACUGGGAGCACUAACGGAGGUGGAUCUCCGACCGCUGGCUGCUGCCAAGCUCUCGGCUCGCUUAUCAGCAGCAGCACAGAUUGCGCUUGUUUAAUGCUCACGGGAAGCGUCCCUUUAACCCUCCCAAUUAACAGGACCUUAGCUAUCAACCUUCCUCGGAUUUGCGGCUCUACGUCUGUUCCUCUGCAGUGCAAAGCAACUGCGACUCCUGUUCCAGGUCCCGGACCUAUUGCUUAUGCGCCCGGUCUUCCUCCUCUUCCUCCAACAUCUGGAGGAGGAUUAGACUCUGUGCCACCGGCGGCACCUCCAGCAGAGACCGAGCUGCCUACAUCUCCAUCGGCGGACGGUCCAGCAGGAGUCAACCAAGGGCAACGCCCGUUUGUGCUGCCUAAUUCGGCCGUGAAGCUCUCCCCAGCUUUAUUUCUGGUGCUUGUGCUCGGUGCUCUGUUUGCCAAGAUAUAGGAGACUCUAUAUACGUUUUGUACGUGAUUUUGUGUGGACGGUGUUAAAGACCUUUUGAUGUUUUUUUUUGGUCAUUGAGUUGAUUCAUGGAUUUGUAUUAAUAUUGUUUUUAUAGGGUGAAAACAAUCUAAUUAGAACCAAUUUUAACCCAAAAGCUACAGCUUCCAUGUAUUAGUCCAAACCCCUAUUUUAAAUCUACCCCCUUUUUUUUAAUCCUAUUCAAUGUGGAACUCUUAU
Asparagus officinalis (garden asparagus) is the source of this 931-nucleotide messenger RNA. RefSeq names its product non-specific lipid transfer protein GPI-anchored 2-like. The record is from RefSeq and is a predicted model, not a curated record. The transcript is spliced from 3 exons. Bases 50 to 694 code for a protein of 214 amino acids. NCBI's taxonomy places the organism in Eukaryota, Viridiplantae, Streptophyta, Magnoliopsida, Asparagales, Asparagaceae.